AUGGCGCCCUCCGCAGUAGACUCGAAGGGUUACAUGACCAGUGGCAUCAAUGAGCACCUCGCCAAUGGCACCACCGGUGGCAAACCUGACUUGAUGAACCCGCACGAUGAAGUGCACUUCGAUCCAAAGUUGAAACCCAAGCAAUACCAGAUCAAAGGCACGGACCCCAACAGUAAGAUCCUGUUUCGAGACGUACAGAUCAUCGACUCGACUGGCCGUGAUCCGUUCAAAGGCGACGUUUAUGUAGAAGGCGAACGCAUCCGGUACGUCGGUCAAGUCCCGGACAUCAAAAACCUCGCGAAAGAUCCAAAAGUCCGAACGAUCAAUGGAAAAGGACGGACAUUGAUGAGCGGACUCGGAGACGCCCACACUCAUUUCAGCUGGAAUAACGGCGAUCUAGGCAAGCUCGGCGAUGUCGGUGUUGAAGAGCAUACGCUGGUCUCUGCACGAUCGGCGCAGUGUUACCUUGAUAGCGGCUAUACGAUGUGCUUUGGCGCAGCCUCUGCCAAGGAUCGGUUAGAUGUGGUGAUUAGAGACGCUAUCAACGAUGGCUUGCUACCUGGGCCGCGGUAUCUGGCGAACGGCAAAGAGAUGGCUGUACCUGAUGGCGACCUCGUGCCUGGAAUCACCGCCUUCGCAUCUGGCCCGCUCGAGAUGCGCGAAACGAUCCGCCACCAUGUCAAGCUCGGGGUGGACACUGUCAAGCUGAGCAUGUCAGGCGAGCAGAUCUGCGAGACUCGCGAUGCGCAGGAGUGCUACUACACAGAUGAGGAGACUGCUGCAUGUGUUGAUGAGGCGCAUCGACAUGGCGUCCGCCUUUGCUCACAUGCGCGCGCCCGUGAUAGCGUCAAGAUGUGCAUCAAGCACGGUGUAGAUAUUAUAUACCAUGCAAGCUGGACGGACGAUGAAGGUAUGGACAUGCUCGAAAAAGCGAAGCAUAAGCACAUCGUUGCUCCAGGCCUGAAUUGGCUGGUCGCUACAGUCUACGAAGCCGGCGCGUUUGGCUACUCUUUCGAAAAGGCGGAGCAGGUGGGAUACAAGGUGGAGCUCGAGCAAGCCAUCAAAGUGCUCCGCGAGAUGCAUCAACGAGGCAUCACCGUGUUACCUGGCGGCGAUUACGGCUUCGCUUGGACACCCCACGGAACGUACGCUCGCGACCUUGAGCACUUCGUCAAGCUGGUAGGCUUCACACCUAUGGAGGCAAUCGUUUCUGCUACCGCGGGCGUUGCUACGCUCUUCAUGCGUGAAGACGAACUUGGCAAGGUGAAGCCUGGUUACUUCGGUGAUCUCAUCCUGGUCAACGGCAAUCCGAUCGACAAUAUUGAGGUCCUGCAAGAUCACAGCAAGCUCGAUAUAAUUAUGAUUAAUGGUCGGAUACACAAGGCUUCGUACAAGGAGUUUACACGCUUCGAGCAGCCUCAGCCCAUUAUGGAACCCAAAGAGGAUGUAAAACUCAACUACUACAUAGCCUAUGAGCUUGACGACGGCACUAAGCGCACCAGGAUCGGACAUCUCGACGAGAAGAAAGGGACGGUCACUCCACUUUCUUUCUUGAGCGGCACUCCGAUUGAGAAUCUGUACCAGGUGAUCGAAGUCGGCGAAGAGAACGUAAUGGCCGGUGGUGAGCCGUUCCAGCUGACAGACAAUCUGAAUGUGCUCGCUCCGAUCAGUGGCCGAGACGUGCUUGCGGUUGGCAAGAAUUACAGCGAGCAUGCGAAGGAGUUCAAUGCCUCCGGAUAUGAUUCCUCAGACAAGGUGGACAUGCCAACGCAUCCCGUCAUCUUCACCAAACGGGCGACUUCCAUCAUCGCAAAUGAAGAAGACAUUCUCCUCCAUGAAGGGUUUACCGAGACGCUGGACUACGAAGGCGAGAUUGGUGUCAUUAUUGGCAAGGGCGGCUUUCACAUCGCGGAAGGAGAUGCCGAGCAUCACGUCUGGGGCUACACUAUCAUUAACGAUGUGACUGCGCGGGAGAAGCAGAGAGACCACAAGCAGUUCUUCAUUGGCAAGAGCGCCGAUUCUUACUGUCCGAUGGGCCCACUAGCGAUACCUAAGGAAGCAUUGCCACGCACACUCACUGUUACCACCCAUGUUAAUGGCGAGCAACGCCAGAGAGGAACGACCGAAGAUUUGAUCUUCAGCAUACCGAAACUCAUUCAGACGCUCUCCGAAUCACAAACACUGCGUCCCGGCGAUGUGAUUGCUACGGGAACACCAGCUGGCGUGGGCUUCGGUCUGAAGCCUCCUGUGUUCCUCAAGCCUGGCGAUGUCGUGGAAGUUUCCGUAACUGGAAUAGGCACUUUGCGCAACAAGGUGGCUAAGGCGGACCCGGAGAACCAUGUGACGAAGCGGAUUGCACAGGAAAGCAGCAUUCCCAUCAGCAACUUGUCAAUCACCAACGGCGGCCUUGGACUCACCACUCUCCGCACCGGCAAGAAACUGCGAGCUGUCAAGCUCGGAUCGGGGCCAAGCUCCAUGAUCUUCGUGCACGGCUUGGGUGGCAAUAUGUCGUACUACACCCCGGUGCUCCAACAACUAGGUCUGAACAGAGACGAUCAGUCACAGUACACUAGCCUGCUCUUUGAUCUGGAGGGACACGGCAUGAGCCCAACCAAGGCAACAUCCAGAAUCAGCAUAGAAAGCUACGCGCAGGACAUUGACGACUUGAUCGACGUUCUGAACAUCCCAACACAGAACGGUGUGACACUGGUAGCACAUUCAAUGGGCUGCCUCGUCGCCUCACUCUUCGCUUCACGGCACAGCGACAUCGUCACACGGCUAGUUCUCAUCGGCCCGCCGCCUUGCCCACUGCCGGCUGGGGGUGCAGAUGCCAGCAUCAAGCGCGCAGCAUCCGUUAGGGCUGAAGGUAUGCGGAACGUCGCGAUCACCGUCGCCACAGGCGGUACCUCCGCGAAAACGAAGGCAGAGCGACCGUUAAACUUCACCACUGUGCAAAUGAGCCUCCUGUCGCAGGAUCCGGAAGGCUACGCGAAGGGAUGCACGGCCCUUGCAGGCGCAAAAGACUUGAGCAUUGAUUUUUCAAAGCUCGGGAAGACAACGAAAUCGCUGAUCAUUACCGGUGAAGAAGACAAGGUUUCGCCGCCAGCGCUGGUACAGAAGAUGUCGGAGACUAUGGGAUCAGUGCAAACGAAAAUAUUAAAAGAUGUGGGUCACUGGCAUGUGUUCGAAGACGUGGAUGGAGUGACGCAAGCGAUGAAGAGCUUUCUGGCUUGA
Baudoinia panamericana UAMH 10762 is the source of this 3234-nucleotide messenger RNA. RefSeq lists its product as uncharacterized. Bases 1 to 3234 code for a protein of 1077 amino acids. Gene Ontology annotation, molecular function: acetylpyruvate hydrolase activity; hydrolase activity, acting on carbon-nitrogen (but not peptide) bonds. The transcript is spliced from 8 exons. The record is from RefSeq and is a predicted model, not a curated record. Lineage: Eukaryota; Fungi; Ascomycota; Dothideomycetes; Mycosphaerellales; Teratosphaeriaceae.